Sycon ciliatum is the source of this 2228-nucleotide messenger RNA. RefSeq names its product Golgi phosphoprotein 3-like. Gene Ontology annotation, molecular function: phosphatidylinositol-4-phosphate binding. Gene Ontology annotation, cellular component: cytosol; trans-Golgi network; Golgi cisterna. Lineage: Eukaryota; Metazoa; Porifera; Calcarea; Leucosolenida; Sycettidae. The transcript is spliced from 4 exons. The coding region runs from base 79 to 933 and encodes 284 amino acids. The record is from RefSeq and is a predicted model, not a curated record. Gene Ontology annotation, biological process: Golgi to plasma membrane protein transport; retrograde vesicle-mediated transport, Golgi to endoplasmic reticulum; Golgi vesicle budding.
ACAACGAGGGUAGUCAGUAAUGCAUUGCAAAGUUUAGGCAGUGAGGAGAAAUAAACAGUUUGCUGUUUGCAAGUGAAGAUGGCCACCGCGCACAGCGGAACGCUCGUACAGAGACACCGAGGUGGUGCAGCAGCUGCGGCUGCUUCGUCUCAGAGUGCCGACAACGAUGCGGCGCCAACAGAAGAGGAUUCCUACGACGACAAAGAGGCGAAGCUGACUCUAUUGGAGGAGAUACUGCUGCUAGGCCUGAAGGAUCAAGAGGGCUACACGUCGUUCUGGAACGAUUGCAUAUCGUCUGGUUUGCGAGGAUGUAUCAUGGUGGAGCUGUCGUUGAGGAAACGCGUAGAGUUGGAGAAGACUGGGCAAAGGAGAAAGAGCGUGCUCAGUAGAAAAGUGAUCUGCAAAAGCAGCUCGCCAACCGGUGAUGCUCUGAUGGACGAAUCUUUGAAGCAUCUGAAAGAAACGCAGCCCACUGACACCGUUGGAAAUUGGAUCGAACUCUUCUGUGGCGAGACGUGGAACCCGUACAACCUGCGCUAUCAGCUGCACAAUGUUCGGGAGAGGUUAGCCAAGAACUUGGUGGAGAAGGGCGUGCUGACCACCAGCAAGCAGAACUUCUGGCUCUUCGACAUGACCACUCACCCGCUUGUCGACCAGACCAUCAAACAGAGAGUCGUCAAGAAGGUGCAAGAUUCACUGCUGUCACGCUGGCAGAACGACCCUCAUCGCAUGGACCGACGCCAGCUGGCCCUCAUCUUCCUGGCGCAUGCGUCCGACGUCCUCGAGAAUGCGUUUGCCCCACUGAGCGACGAGGAUUACGAGGUGGCAACGCGGCGAGUCCGCGAGCUGCUCGAUCUCGACCCGGAGGUCGAAGCUCUCAAGCCCAACGCCCACGAGAUGACCUGGGCCGUUGCCGCCGCAUUCACAAAGUAAAUCAUGCCACGAGAGCUUGCGUCGCACCGACAUUCUUUUUCAGGUACUGUAGUCGAAUACUCGAACGCUGUCCGUGCGCUGUUUUUUAGCCUGUCGGUCGGCAACCUCUGGACUCUCGUCACAACGCUCAGUGCCUGGUUGUUUCGUCCGUUCACUUUGUGUUUGUGUGCCUCCAUGACAGUGGCAAGAAUGGUGUAGCUGCGCCACUGCUCUCUAUCCCACCAUGGCUGGGUUUCUGAUCUGCCAGCGAAACUUGUGUCGUUUUGCACGCCCAGCCCUGUACUGGUCAGAACUGUACAUUUGUAUACAUAGCAUACCUCUUCCCCCCCCCCCCCCCCCCCCCCUCGUCCCAAGUACAACAUCUGCUUGCCUGUUCUAGUCCUGUGCAUGUCGUCUGCUGUUGCUCACACUUAGAUUACUACUGUUGUCUUGAUCCUACCGUGCUGUGUGUGUGCCCAAGAGUGCAAGCUCUCGCCUCGUCUCUCAUUAGCUCCAGCGUACCCUCCCUUUCCCUCCCCCCCCCCCCCCCCCCCACGGGUGUCCCACGGUUCCGCUCUCUAUCUCUGCCUAUUUAUCUCUUCUUUGUUUACAUCCUGCCCCCAGGAUCGGUUUACUCCGCUGCUGGUCUCCAUUCUAUGUGUGUGUCCCCAACCCCAGGAGCGUUCAAUGUAUCCCUUGCUGAGCAUUUAGAUGAGCAGAUGCUUUUAGUCCAACCCCAGUAGAGUUGUUUAUUAGUUUUAUCACGUGCGCUGCUGCCGGCUGCAUUACCUCGCGCCAUUACUGUCGUUCAUUUGCUUGCUGUGUAACCUACCCUAACUCGACUAACUGUCUCAAGUGGCCUACUGCCACCGCGGGCACAGUUUGUCGGUGAAUGCUCGUGCCGCCGUCGCCCUAGGCCAAUGUAACAAGAUAAGCAUUUUAUCUUCUUCGUUUUACGUGCAUGCGUUGCCCUCUUUUCUCGUUCCGCUCUUCUGCGGAAUGUUGUGUCUACGUCUGUUCCGUUGGUCCUCGCGCUUCUUCUGACCCCCACGUGCGUGUUCGCAUUCGUUAUUUUGAUUGGCCCCCGGUGGCGUGCCGACUGUGACCGCCACUGUACUGUUUUGUCCGUGGAUCAGCUUGCACGCUGUCUUAAAAGUGUUUGCAUACGCUCACCGCUGUCUAUUGUGAAUGUCUAUAUCACUCUCUCUCUCUCCCUCUUUCCUGUGGUUUUGUCGGUUGUUUUAAUGUGUCCUUUGUGUAGUGUCCGUUACCAAUUCAUGCUGGAUGUUGUUUCAGGCAUGCUUGAGAAAAGCUUA